AAUAUAACAGUUUGUAUUUUGGCACCGCAAGUGACUUAACGACUGAAAAUUUAAAGUUGCCAAAAUUUGAAAACGAUCUAAAAUUUGAAGAUAAUCCAUCUAUAAAUUCUUUAAUGUCCGUUGAUGAAGGAAUUGAGUUUCAUCGUAAUGAAUAUUACGAAAGUGCGUGGAAGUGUUUUGAAAAAAUUCAAAACUUUGUAAUCCAUUAG
Messenger RNA from Dentiscutata erythropus, 209 nucleotides. The record is from the annotation of a GenBank genome assembly. Lineage: Eukaryota; Fungi; Glomeromycota; Glomeromycetes; Diversisporales; Gigasporaceae.